AUGGGCCUAAAUAUUUCACUGAGUCGACUCGACCGCCUCAUAACCCAAUUUUCUCUCAAGAAUCUAUCUUUUGGGUUACAAAGCGAUAGGCUAGUUGCAAUGGCACCAUCACGUAACAUCAUUGUAGCAACUGGUCUGGUUGUUUUCGCGUCUGCAGGCUUAGCGUUCCCCUUUUACAUGGCAUCGUCGAAAAGGCCAGUGAUAGAUCCAACAAAACCGUUGCCUCCACAAGCAACUUUUAGAGGGCCUUACAUUAACACUGGUUCACGGGAUGUUGGACCUGACCAUCGCACUUACCCAAAGAAAUGA
Microthlaspi erraticum is the source of this 309-nucleotide messenger RNA. NCBI's taxonomy places the organism in Eukaryota, Viridiplantae, Streptophyta, Magnoliopsida, Brassicales, Brassicaceae. The record is from the annotation of a GenBank genome assembly.